Molecule: messenger RNA, 522 nt
Organism: Medioppia subpectinata
Lineage: Eukaryota; Metazoa; Arthropoda; Arachnida; Sarcoptiformes; Oppiidae
Source: the annotation of a GenBank genome assembly
AUGAAUAUUGCAAUUGUUGGCCUUAACGCUAGCCUAAUCUAUUGCAAUGCUGUCGAUGUGAAUGCUCAAGCUAACGAGUGUUCGUGCGGUUUAGUUGCGGGCAAUCUAUGCGGUAGUGUUGCCAACAAACAGACGAUUCACGGAAUCGUAUUGAAAGGCAAUUGUCUGAAGAAUGGCUUCUAUUAUAUUACUGCGAAGGCUGUGCUCUAUAAGGUGUGUCCCAACUGUCACGUCAGCGCACGACCCGGUUAUGAUUGGUGCCAAUCUGAAUAUAUCCCAGACCCGGUGUUGUGCCAAUGCGGUGGUGUGGCCGGUGAUCACUGUGGUGUUAGGGCCAAUGUUCCCGGUGCUAAUGAUGAUUUAACUCUGAAAGGCGAGUGCCGUAACGAUGGUUACUACCACUGCAAAGCUGAUGAAGUUGGCCAGGCUCAGUUGAAGUUUGUGUGUCCCAUAUGUACGGUCAAUGAUGACGAUGGUCUCGACACUUGCGACUCCACCUACUUUGCCAAACAGUCCCAAUAA